Girardinichthys multiradiatus is the source of this 7007-nucleotide messenger RNA. RefSeq names its product zonadhesin. Gene Ontology annotation, cellular component: membrane. The record is from RefSeq and is a predicted model, not a curated record. The transcript has 30 exons. The coding region runs from base 133 to 6525 and encodes 2130 amino acids. Lineage: Eukaryota; Metazoa; Chordata; Actinopteri; Cyprinodontiformes; Goodeidae.
UGUGCUGGAUCAGGAAACACUGUGGUGUCUGACUUCAUAGGGACAGGCUGCACUAUAAUUACUCAUUUAAUCCUUCAACUUAUUGAAGAGUUUGAGUUUGUAACAGCUUUUCAGCUGUCUUUGGGAUCAGCCAUGCUUGGAGGUGUCCAUGCAGAUUCGUUAAUCUCUUUAUUGCUAGCCUUUUUGGCUUACUUGACCACUAUAUGCAGAGCAGAAAAUGACUUGUCAUUGGUAAAGUUACCAGAGUGGAAGGAAAUCUCAGAUUAUGUUGCCCCAUGUUUCUACAGUCAGCAUGGGAAUCUGACUUGUGACUGGACAAAGGGCAGAAGAACAGCUCCAGGGGAUGGCAAAGUAGAAAUACUGGAAAGUCCUCAACUGGCAGUUACAGGCGAGGCAUGCUUGGAGUUUUGGCAUCUGGCUUCAGGGUCAUCCAGAGCUGCUACACUUCGUGCUCUGCUGAAAAACAGUUUGGGUCAAGAGGAAAUCUGGACCUCUCUUCCUCUCCCCAGAGAUGCAUGGAGACAAGUGUCUGUGCCCCUCAACAUCACUGAAUUAGGCUCUCUGGUCAUGUUUGAAGCUGUCCAUCCACUGGCUGUAGACCAGACUACAUUAAAACGGAUUGGAGUAAGAAGAGGCUCAUGUAUAAACCAGUGUGAGGCAAACACUGAGCUGUGGACUGACAACUCAACACGUUGCCUCUGCUCAGUUGGACAGCGUUUCUGUUUUUCCUCUCUGUGCCCUAGGGACCAAAUAUGUGGUCCUCAAAAAAAUGGACCCAGUAGUUCUCCUUCAGGCAUGUGCACCAUCCACAGCAACACAUAUUGCCACACUUUUGAUGGUGCAGUGUUCCGCUUCAUGUCCCCCUGCACUUAUGUGCUGACAAAGACUUGCUCAGCAACUGAAGCUCUGACAAAGUUCAAUGUGGAAGUGGUCAACUUGCAAAGUGAUAAUGCAGCGCUGCCAACUAUCCAACAAAUCAACAUUGACCUAGAUAAUUUGAGGGUGUCCUUGCUAAAAAGUCAGAUGCACUGGGCUGUGGUUAAUGGUGUCUGGCGAGAGCUUCCACUAAGCCUGAAAAAUGACACAAUCCAUAUCAAGGGCAACCCUGCUGCUGUAGUAAUGGGAAGCAAUGCUGGAGUAUCCAUUUCCUAUGACAAUACUGGGGCUGUCCAGGUCAGAAUCCCAUUACAAUAUUCUGAUAGGGUUUGUGGAUUGUGUGGCAACUUCAAUCAGUUGCCUGGAGAUGACUUGCUCAAGCCUGAUGGUACGAAAGCCAAUAGUGCUACAGCUCUGGCUAAGAGUUGGCAGACGGGGGAAAAUGUCUCCUCCUGCGAAACCAUUCAAGUGCCACAACAUUGUGACCCACUGACUGAGUUUCAUUUCAGCAGUGACAAGUACUGUGGACUCCUACGCUCUGGCUCUGGGCCGUUUUCUUCUUGUCUACCAGUUGUGGGUGCUGAGAGCCAUUUCCAGGCUUGUUUGCUUGGCUUGUGUUCUAAUCAUGGUGAUCAAAGUGUACUCUGUGAAACAUUAGAGGUCUACGCAGAUGUGUGCCAAAUGGCAGGCAUUGCUGUACCCACAUGGAGAAACUCUACUUUCUGUGCUCCUGUGUGUGGUGAGAACAGCCAUUAUAACUCAUGUGCUAAUGGCUGUCCUGAGGUGUGCUCAAGUCUAGAUCAACCAGGUUUCUGUGGUACUUGUGAGGAAAGAUGUGAGUGCGAUCCUGGCUUCAAGCUGAGCGGUGAUAAGUGUGUCCCGGCAGACCAGUGUGGAUGCUGGUAUAAUGGAAAACACUAUAAGAAAGGGGGGAUGACUGUGGAGGGAGACUGUAUUCAGCAGUGCCAAUGUAUUGGUAAUGAUGUCAUGCAGUGCACUACAAUGAAAUGUGCCAGUGAUGAAGUUUGUAGGGAAAAGAAUGGUGUCAAAGGCUGCUUCCCUUUCAAACCUGCCACCUGUAGUGUGUAUGGGGAUCCACACUACGUUACCUUUGACAAACUGGCCUACAACUUUCAAGGGGGCUGUGCUUACACCCUGACUACCACAUGUGGAGGACAUAGCACAGUACAGUUCACUGUAAAUGGAUUCAACAUCCACCCUGCUGAUCAAACCUUUACCAGGUCCAAACUUGAAGCUGUGGCUCUUCAGCUUGAUGGACUGGACCUUACAUUAAAUCAAAGUGGAAAAGUUAAUGUGAACAGUGAUGCUGUUAGACUUCCCUAUUCAACCAGUGGUUCAUAUGGCUCUGUGUGGGUCUAUGUGAAGAACGACUACACCAUUCUGGAAACAACCUUUGGCUUAAAAAUGGAGAUGGAUGGGCACAGCAGGCUGUUCCUGCAGGUGGAUGAGCGCUACAAAUAUGAACUCUGCGGUCUGUGUGGCACCUACUCUGGAUAUCAGGAUGAUGAUUUUGCAAUGCCAGGAGGCCAAAUUGCUACUGGAUCAUUUGAAUUUGGUGACAGCUGGAGACUGCAUGCCAAUGAAGAAUGCACUGCCUAUCCAAAUAAUCCCAGAGAAUGUCUUGCUGAUGAGGUGACUAUCGCCAAUGAGGAAUGUUCCAUGGUGUUUCAGGGGGCCUUUGAAGACUGCCAUGAGCAUGUUCACCCAAGCAUCUACUUUAGUAGUUGUGUAUAUGACUAUUGUGCCACCAGUGGUAAUCAAGCCACUUUAUGUGAAUCGCUGAAGUCUUAUGCAGCAGCAUGCCAGGUGGAAGGAGUGGAACUGUCUCACUGGCAAACUGGCACACCAUGUGGUUUCUCAACUACAGUGCCAACAACUUCAAGCUCUACCUCUCCAGAUCAGGCUUUCUGUCCCAUCAACUGUAACUUUGACACAAAUAUGUGUGGGUGGCAGCAGCUCAUUCAAGACAGUUUUGACUGGACAAGACAUUCUGGAGCUACACCUUCAAAUCUAACUGGGCCACACCAGGACCACACCACUGGGGCUGGGUUCUACAUGUACCUUGAGGGAGAUGAUGCAAGCCAUGGAGACUCUGCACGUAUUUUGAGCCCAUCAUGCCAACUUGAUGGACCAGUCUGCUUCUACUUCUGGUACUAUAUGUACGGUUCAGCCAGUAGUAUGGCUCUCAAUAUCCAUCAGCUCCAAGCUAAUAAGGCUACAAAGAUCUGGUCUGCAAUGAACAACCAAGGACCUAAAUGGAGUCUGGGAAAAGCUGAUCUGAACAUCUCUGGUACUUUCAAAUUCAUCAUUGAGGGAAUUCGAGGCUCUACUGAGCAGUCAGAUGUGGCUAUAGAUGACAUUGCCAUCACUUCUGGGUCAUGCUCAGAGGUUUCCUUCAACCUAGUUGUAACUGCACUUCCUCUUGGAACUACAGAAGUAGGCCCAUCACACCCAUUCUGCAACUUUGAAUGUAGCUUCAAGAACAGCUUAUGCAGUUGGAGUCAGAUGGUCACUGAUGCAUUUGAUUGGACAUGGAACAAUGGUUCUACCCCUACUGAGAUGACUGGCCCCUCUACUGACCACUCUGGCGAUGGGAACUACAUUUAUAUCGAGGCCACAAGUGUGACACAUGGUGACACUGCUCGUCUUAUCAGCUCAAAGUGUGCAGACACUGGCCUUCACUGUCUGCAGUUCUGGUACCAUAUGUAUGGGUCAGCAGAAACAAUGGGCCUCAACAUUUACCUCCUUCAGAACAAAGUGGAUGAGGCAGUCUGGCAGAAGAGGAACAAUCAAGGCAAUAUGUGGCACUUGGCCCAGGUUGAGCUAAAUGCUACGACUGCUUUUCAGAUAAUCUUAGAGGGACGGAGAGGUUCCAAUGAUCAAUCAGAUGUGGCCGUAGAUGAUAUAACACUUUACCUUGGAAGAUGUUCAGAUCUGAGUGGCAUGGGUACCGCUCUUCCUAUUAACCCCAACUUUAACAUGACAGCCAUCCCAAGUGUCAAUUUGUCUACCACUGCAGCUCCAGAAUCCCCUGUGCUGUAUAGUACAGCCCACAUCACAAAAUCAACUGUUACAGUUUCUCCCACAAACAACCUUACAACUGUUUCAAUUGAUAUCCAAAAUAUAACUGAAUCUCCAGGGAAGGGCCAACAUCCAGAAUGCCACCUUGACUGUGAUUUUGAACAAGAUUUGUGUCAAUGGAGUCAGAUGCUCACUGAUGUGUUUGACUGGGAAAGGCACAGUGGUUCCACCCCCACUUUGACCACUGGUCCACUUUCAGAUCACACCACAGGAGAUGGCCACUACCUCCACAUUGAAGCCAAUAAGGCAUCACUAGGGGAUACUGCUCGUUUUAUUAGCACAGAGUGUCCUGAUACUGGCCCACAAUGUCUAGAGUUCUGGUAUCAUAUGUAUGGCUCUGCUGACACAAUGGGUCUGCAUAUAUACCUGCUUAAAGACAAACAGGCUACAGUAGUAUGGAGAAAAAGAAAUGAUCAAGGAAAUAUGUGGCAUCAUGCUCAGGUGGCCCUGACAGUAAAUGGAACAUUCCAGAUAAUUUUCGAGGGUCGUAGAGGUUCCAAUGAUGAAUCUGAUGUGGCAGUAGAUGACAUAAGACUUCGUCGGGGAUUAUGUCAAGAUUUGGCCAGACCAACUGAUGCACAAGCAAACUUGAGUCCAACAAAUGCCCCCCUGGUUCCAGUAGCAACCCAACUAGGACUCUCCAAUGUGACUGAGCCCCAAGUGUCCCCCACAGCUGGGCCACCUCCUCCAGCCACACAAGGCAAUGCUACUGCUGGACCCCAGGUGCCUGCUACAACCCAACCAGCGCCCUCAAAUGCAACUGGGCCACCUCCUCCAGCCACACAAGGCAAUGCUACUGCUGGACCCCAGGUGCCUGCUACAACCCAACCAGCGCCCUCAAAUGCGACUGGGCCACCUCCUCCAGCCACACAAGGCAAUGCUACUGCUGGACCCCAGGUGCCUGCUACAACCCAACCAGCGCCCUCAAAUGCGACUGGGCCACCUCCUCCAGCCACACAAGGCAAUGCUACUGCUGGACCCCAGGUGCCUGCUACAACCCAACCAGCGCCCUCAAAUGCGACCGGGCCACCUCCUCCAGCCACACAAGGCAAUGCUACUGCUGGACCCCAGGUGCCUGCUACAACCCAACCAGCGCCCUCAAAUGCAACUGGGCCACCUCCUCCAGCCACACAAGGCAAUGCUACUGCUGGACCCCAGGUGCCUGCUACAACCCAACCAGCGCCCUCAAAUGCGACUGGGCCACCUCCUCCAGCCACACAAGGCAAUGCUACUGCUGGACCCCAGGUGCCUGCUACAACCCAACCAGCGCCCUCAAAUGCAACUGGGCCACCUCCUCCAGCCACACAAGGCAAUGCUACUGCUGGACCCCAGGUGCCUGCUACAACCCAACCAGUGCCCUCAAAUGCGACUGGGCCACCUCCUCCAGCCACACAAGGCAAUGCUACUGAUGGACCCCAGGUGCCUGCUACAACCCAACCAGCCCUCUUUAAUGUGACUGGACAUAAUUCUCCACGUACAAUACCUGAAAACCCUCCCUCGACUAAAUCAACAAGGCCAACAUUGUGGCCAGACCUCUCAGUUGCGCCUAAACGUACGAUGAGCCCCAAACAAACUGUCUUACCACUACCAGAAACCACUCAAGUUUCAACACCAUCUUGUGUCAAGAACAGUCACUACACCACUUGCAUCUCUGCAUGCAGCCCAACAUGCAAAUACUUGAAUGGCCCACCACACUGCAUGGCACAGAAGACUUGUGUGUCGGGAUGUGUUUGUAACAAAGGCUUUGUACAAAAGGGGAGCAUUUGUGUGCCUAUACAGCAUUGUGGAUGCAUGGAUGGGAAUGGCACUACUCACCAUUUCAAUGAAUUAUGGUACACAAACCACUGCAGUCAGAAAUGUGAAUGUGAAGAUGAUGAUGGGGAAGGGAAGAUUGACUGCAAAGACAAAGAUGGGUGUGAUGGUGAUUCUGUCUGCCUUCAACAUGAGAUGGGACAAUAUUAUUGCAAGUCUACAGGCUUCAGUGAGUGCACCAUUCAGGGAGACCCAGAGUACCAAACAUUUGAUAAACAGAAGCAUGACUUCAGUGGAACAAACUUGUAUGUGCUAGUCAGGACCAAAAAUCUACCAAAGAAUCUCCCAGAAAUCUACAUAGAGGGCACAAAUGCAUGCACUGACGAGGACAGUCAAAAUGAUGACAGCAGUGAGGAAAAUACAAGUACAAUUGAUGGUGAAGAUGACAAGCAAAAAUUGCAAGGGCUUAAACUCAAGGUGUAUAAUCACACUGUAGAGCUCAAGCACACAAGAAAGGUGUUUGUAGAUGGACAAAGGAUUGAAGUUCCAGGUUCCUCAGCUCCUGGCCUUGAGAUACGGAUGCGUUCUUCCCGUAUCUACAUAAAAACUGACUUUGGUUUGUCUGUGGAGUUCAAUGGAAACUGCAAAACUGAUAUCAUUCUGCCGGUCCUUUAUAAAAGGAGAGUGGAAGGUUUAUGCGGUAACUUCGAUGGCCGAAAGUCAAAUGACAAGCAGAAACCAGAUGGCACCCUGGCCAAGAAUAUUAAAGAGUUUGGAGAAAGCUGGGCAGUUUGAAUCAUAAGAUUACAUCUUCGUGGUUCAUUUCUGACUACUUGUUUUUUUUUUUUUUUAAUACUAUUUACAUUAAACUCUUUACUUAAAUCUGUAAACAGUUUUGUAAACAUCAUAAAAUAUGCUGUAACAUUGUGCUAGUUUUUCAGACUGGCUCUAUCAGUGUGCCUGUUUAAUUUGAAUCCAUGUUUAACCUGCAAUUUAUAGUUCACCUGGUCGUCGUAUUUGUACUAGUUGCCGCUUGCUAUUUAUUAAUGGUAAUCUUAAAGUACCACAUUUUGUCAUGUAAGUCAAAUCCAGCCUGCUCUGACAUAUCCGUGGACUAAAAUGUAAAGAAAAUGGUUGUGUGGGCUCCUGUCAUUCUAGUCUUGACCAAUGAUCACACUUCUGCAGGUGGAAACUGAACUUGUAGAACUCAAAUGUCAGCAAGCCAAACAAAUGCAGCAUUCUCUAGAGGGUGACUGUUAAAAACAUAUUUAGACUAA